This is a messenger RNA of Oncorhynchus mykiss (rainbow trout), 4086 nucleotides long. NCBI's taxonomy places the organism in Eukaryota, Metazoa, Chordata, Actinopteri, Salmoniformes, Salmonidae. The record is from RefSeq and is a predicted model, not a curated record.
CAGUGGCCAAUUGCGCUUUACCGGGGCGUGGAGAGCGAGCCAGUGCCGCUCUAUAUAUAUAUCCAUCACUUAAUACUCAGGAUAUUAACACUUGACGCUCGGUGACAGUAGCCGCGGUCACAGGCUCUCUCAGCCGCUUCAGACCCUCGCCACCUCAGCAGCAGCACAAGCAGCAGUAGCGGUAGAGGACAGAAGACUGAAAGAUAGGCAGUCUCUUUCUCUCAGCUAGGCCAUAGUCAUUGUUGUAAUCGUGAUCGAUGAGUCUGUCCGGGAAGCAGCGGUUCUCCGCCAACUCUUUCUCCGGGUUCGGGAGCCGGAAGAUGGCAUUGUCCUCCGCCGGGGGUUCGUCAAUGCGCUCCAGCUUCGGGAGCAGAAUGGGCUUUGGAGACGGUGGAGGAGGAGGGUUCAGGAUGUCAUCCUCCAGCCACAUGGCAGGUCUGGGGAGUGGGAUGAGCACCGGUGGCAGUGGCAGCGGGAUGUUCGGUGGUGGUGGAGGCGGUGGAGGAGGAGGUUUCGGGUACGGUGGAGGUGUUGAGGACACGUCCCUCGGGUUCGCCGGUAACGAGAAGCAGCACAUGCACAACCUGAACGACCGCCUGGCAACCUACAUGGAGAAGGUUCGCCAGCUGGAGGCCACCAACCACCAGCUGGAGGAGAAGCUGAAGACCUUCACCUUCAACAAGGUGGAGGCGCACGACCUGACCAUCUACGACGCAACACUCAAACCACUCAUGGAGCAGCUCAUGGGUUUCCUGAUACAGAACACUCAGAUUGCUGUGGAGAUCGACAACGCCAAGCUGACUGCUGACGACUUCAGAGUCAAGUGGGAGAAUGAGCUGUCUUUGCGCCAGUGUGUGGAGGGGGACAUCGGAGGUCUGAGGAACCUGCAGCGGGAGUUUGAGAUGAACAUCACAGCCACGAUGCAGGACCUGCAGGGGUACGAGAACGAACGGGUCUCCAUGGCGAAGAGCCAUGAAGAGGAGCUGUUGUCCAUGCGUGGGGGGAUGACGGGCCAGGUGAACGUGGAUGUCCAGGCUACUAAGAGCCAGGACCUGUCUCUGAUGCUGGCUGAAGUCAGGUCGGAGUACGAGGCGGCCGUGGAGAAAAACCGCAGACAGGCCGAGGCCUGGUACAUGAAACAGGUGGAGAUGAAGCAGGCAGAGUCGGCGGUGGUGAUGGAGACGACCACGACGACCACGUCGGAGAUGACAGAGUUACGGAACCGCUACCAGACCCUACAGAUGGAAUACCAGGGACUACGUAUGGGGAUGGCGAACCUAGAGGCCAGGCUGUUGGAGGUUCAGUCCCAGUUCCAGCAACGUCUGUCUGGGUAUAGUGGCAAGGUGAUGGGCCUGGAGGGAGAACUGACCUCCAUAAGGGCCAGCACCACUGAGCAGAGCCAGGACUACCAGAUCCUUCUGAACAUCAAGAGUCGUCUAGAGAUGGAGAUCCAGCAGUAUAAGCAUCUGCUGGAGGGAGCCGGCCUGGGAGGGGGCAUGGUCCCUGGAGGGGCUGACCUGGGAGGGGGCAUGGUGGUCUCUGGAGGGGCCGGGAGGUCGGCAGGUAAGGCUGUUGUGACCAGGACCACUGUGUUGGAGGUGAAAUCCUCGGGAGGAGGAGUGGGGACGGGAGGAAGCUCCAUGUUGAUGCAUUCCACUAGCUCCACCUCCAGCAGUUCUGGGGGCGGGGCAGCCAUGCUGUCAUCAGGAGGUGCCGCGAUGGUGUCCGUCAGGGGACCAGCCAUGCUGUCAUCAGGAAGCCCCGCAAUGGUGUCUGGCAGCGGAUCAGCCACGGCGCCAUCAGGAGGAGGCACGGCGCCAUCAGCAGGAGGCACGGCCCCAUCAGGAGGAGGCACGGCGCCAUCAGGAGGAGGCACGGCGCCAUCAGGAGGAGGCACGGCGCCAUCAGGAGGAGGCACGGCGCCAUCAAGAGGAGGCACGGCGCCAUCAGCAGGCGGCACGGUGCCAGCAGCAGGCGGCACGGCGCCAUCAGCAGGAGGCACGACGCCAUCGGGAGGCACGGCGCCAUCAGCAGGAGGCACGGCCCCAUCAGGAGGCGGCACGACGCCAUCAGCAAGCGGCACGGCCCCAUCAGCAGGAGGCACGGCGCCAUCAGCAGGAGGCACGGCGCCAUCAGCAAGCGGCACGGCGCCAUCAGCAGGAGGCACGGCGCCAUCAGCAGGAGGCACGGCGCCAUCAGCAGGAGGCACGGCGCCAUCAGCAGGAGGCACGGCGCCAUCAGCAAGCAGCACGGCCCCACCCGCAGGAGGCACGGCCCCAUCAGCAGGAGGCACGGCGCCAUCAGUAGGAGGCACGGCCCCAUCAGCAGGAGGCACGGCCCCAUCAGCAGGAGGCACGGCGCCAUCAGCAGGAGGCACGGCGCCAUCAGCAGGCGGCACGGCGCCAUCAGCAGGAGGCACGGUGCCAUCAGGAGGCGGCACGGCGCCAGCAGCAGGCGGCACGGCGCCAUCAGCAGGAGGCACGGCGCCAUCAGGAGGCGGCACGGCGCCAGCAGCAGGCGGCACGGCGCCAUCAGGAGGCGGCACGGCGCCAUCAGGAGGCGGCACGGCGCCAUCGGGAGGCGGCACGGCGCCAUCGGGAGGCACGGCGCCAUCAGCAGGAGGCACGGCGCCAUCAGCAGGAGGCACGGCGCCAUCAGCAAGCGGCACGGCCCCAUCAGCAGGAGGCACGGCGCCAUCAGCAAGCGGCACGGCCCCAUCAGCAGGAGGCACGGCCCCAUCAGGAGGAGGCACGGCCCCAUCAGCAGGAGGCACGGCCCCAUCAGGAGGAGGCACGGCGCCAUCAGGAGGAGGCACGGCGCCAUCAGCAGGAGGCACGGCGCCAUCAGGAGGAGGCACGGCGCCAUCAGCAGGAGGCACGGCUCCAUCAGCAGGAGGCACGGCGCCAUCAGCAGGAGGCACGGUGCCAUCAGCAGGCGGCACGGCGCCAGCAGCAGGCGGCACGGCGCCAGCAGCAGACGGCACAGCGCCAUCAGCAGGAGGCACGGCGCCAUCAGGAGGCGGCACGGCGCCAUUGGGAGGCACGGCCCCAUCAGCGGGAGGCACGGCCCCAUCAGCAGGAGGCACGGCCCCAUCAGCAGGAGGCACGGCCCCAUCAGCAGGAGGCACGGCCCCAUCAGCAGGAGGCACGGCGCCAUCAGCAGGAGGCACGGCGCCAUCAGCAGGUGGGGGACCAGCUCUGAUGUCAUCAGGAGGCGUCACAAUGGUGUCCGGUGGGGGACCAGCUCUGAUGUCAUCAGGAGGCGUCGCGAUAGUGUCCGGUGGGGGACCAGCUCUGAUGUCAUCAGGAGGCGUCGCAAUGGUGUCCGGUGGGGGACCAGCUCUGAUGUCAUCUGGAGGAGCCGCGAUGGUUUCCAGCGUGGGCCCAGCCACGGUGUCAUCAGGAGGUGCUGCGAUGGUGUCAUCGGGCGGGGGCAUGACCGUGUCCGGUAGCAACUCGUCUUCCACCAGCGUGUUGACCAGCUCCACCAUGGAAGGUGAACAUAGAGAUAUAAUAACUAGACCAGCUCCACCAUGGAAGGUGAACAUAGAGAUAUAAUAACUAGACCAGCUCCACCAUGGAAGGUUAACAUAGAGAUAUAAUAACUAGACCAGCUCCACCAUGGAAGGUUAACAUAGAGAUAUAAUAACUAGACCAACUCCACCAUGGAAGGUGAACAUAGAGAUAUAAUAACUAGACCAGCUCCACCAUGGAAGGUUAACAUAGAGAUAUAAUAACUAGACCAGCGCCACCAUGGAAGGUGAACAUAGAGAUAUAAUAACUAGACCAGCUUCACCAUGGAGGGUUAACAUAGAGAUAUAAUAACUAGACCAGCUCCACCAUGGAAGGUGAACAUAGAGAUAUAAUAACUAGACCAGCUCCACCAUGGAAGGUUAACAUAGAGAUAUAAUAACUAGACCAGCGCCACCAUGGAAGGUGAACAUAGAGAUAUAAUAACUAGACCAGCUCCACCAUGGAAGGUUAACAUAGAGAUAUAAUAACUAGACCAGCGCCACCAUGGAAGGUGAACAUAGAGAUAUAAUAACUAGACCAGCUUCACCAUGGAGGGUUAACAUAGAGAUAUAAU